GCACCCAGUACUACCCCCUGUCUCCGCGCGCGCGCCGCCGCGCGCAGAGCCAGCCGGGGCGCCCAGCACCGAAGGCCGGGGCGCCCUGCGGGCUGGCUUCCUGGGUGCCCAGAGGCGCCAUGUUGGCCUUCGGGGGAGAAGGUUCCCUUUGA
Molecule: messenger RNA, 152 nt
Organism: Effrenium voratum
Lineage: Eukaryota; Dinophyceae; Suessiales; Symbiodiniaceae
Source: the annotation of a GenBank genome assembly